ACAGUUUUCAAACCUCACAUACUAAUCAGCCCCUAAAUCUUCCCACAGCAAAUUUAUUUUGUAGAGUUAAAGCACGGUCGACCGUAUUCAAUUGAACGUAAUCUUCCUCUGUUUGUCUAUUCAUUCAUUCUUUUGGAAUUCCGAGUCGUCGGGGUUCUUUUUCUCCGGCAAUGACGACGACGCUGGAAACGAUUUCCGAGGCUCUCCACCAGAUAGAUACCAAGAAAGAGAAUCUUAAAAAAGCCUUCGACGAGCUUCAACCUCAUUCCUCUCUCAUCCCCUCAUUCUCUCUCACCUGGUCCGAUCUCGAUUCCCACUUCUCCUCCAUUCAGAAUUCCCUCAACCAGAAAUUUCAAACCCUCAAAACCCUAGAUUUUCCAUCAAACCACCUAUCUUCAUCCCCAAACUCAACCACUCAUCCCUCAGCCGACCCUUCUUCGUCGCCCCUAUCAGUCAAGGAGAAGCGGGCUGACUCGGUUUCGAAUGGUGUUCCGGAUUUCGUGCCGCCUCGGCCGGAAUUGAUAGCUUUCUGCAAGAAGAUGGAUGGUUUGGGGUUAAGGAAGUAUGUGAGCGAGACCACGAAGGAUCGGAAUGAGAUUCGGGUUGAGCUUCCUGGUGCGAUUCGGCUAGCUCCGGACCCGGCUGCGAUGAUUCUUGACGCCAUGGAAGGGUUCUUUAGGCCGAAUGAGAAGAAUAAGGGGGAUAAAGACCUUGAGUUGAGCAGUGUGAGGAGGAGUUGUGUACUGUUGUUGGAAAAGUUAUCGGUGGUUUCUCCCAAUGUGGGAAUUGAAACUAAGGACAAAGCCAAGACUUUGGCUUUGGAGUGGAAAGGGAAGAUGAAUACGGGUGAUGAUGAGAAUCCUUUGGAGUCUUUGGGAUUCUUGCAUUUUGUCUCUGUUUACGGGUUGGUUUCAGAGUUCAACAUGGAUGAACUUGUGGACAAUUUUGUUAUCAUAGCGAGGUACAGGCAAGCUGUUGAUUUGUGCAGAAAAAUUGGCUUGACGGAUAAGGUGGACGAUCUCAUCCAUAAACUUGUAAAAAAGGGCAAACAACUUUUAGCCAUCAAAUUUAUAUUUGAAUAUGAGCUGACUGACAAGUUCCCACCAGUUCCCCUUUUAAAAGACUAUGUGAAAGAAUCCAAGAAAAUUGCUAAGAAAGUUUGCAAAGAAGGAAAAAAUUCUCUCAAAUCGCUGAAUGAGGCCGCAACCAAAGAAAUUAGUGCUUUGAAAUCGGUAAUAAAAGUUAUAGAAGAGCGCAAGCUUGAAUCUGAGUAUCCACAAGAGUUUCAUGAAAAGCGAAUUGAGCAACUGGAGAAACAGAAGGCGAGCAGAACUCGUCCUCCAGCAGCUCCUGCUGCAAACCCUACUCUGCCGCAACAUCAGCUAGCAAGGGAAAAGCAGAAGCAACAAAGUGGAAACAAGCGUCCUCGACCAGAUGGUUCAUUAGGUUCCACAGCAGCCCCAGUGACCUUCAGGGCAGCCAAUUCAACUAUUUCCUCAUAUCAACAAUCUCAUCUACAGCCAACACAUCUGUCGCCAGAUGGCUCCACUUCAUAUGCGAGCUCCUCAGCUGCACUUUAUGGCAUGCCAGGCCUUGUUCCACCACCAGCUGCAUUCGCGGGUUCAUCAGCUGGGACACUCGGGUUGGCAGGGGCACUGAUGGGUUUUACUGGUAGCCCAACUGGAACUAGUUCCCAUUACGCAGCUGAGCCAUAUGUGCCAUCUGGCUAUUAUGACAGGCCAACUUCCCAUGUUGGACAUGAUUUACCACCACAAUACCAUCCGUCUUACUAUCCGCAAUAGCAUUUCAUAGUUUUCUUUCAUUUUUUUAGUAUGUUCUUGGAUGGCAAAAUAGUUUAUGCUAUCUUUAAGACGGUGGUUAUCAGAAAUCACGAGUUCGCCUUUUUGAUCCCCAUAGUCUUAGUUAGCUGCUAGAUUGGGUAAAUAGGAUUUGUGGUUACAUGUGUGAUGUGCACUAUCACAUAUCUAAUUACUUUACCAGUUUUCUAUUGCCAUAAUGUAUUUGUGUCAGUUUUAAUUCUUAUUUACCAUCUUAUGGCGCAUUCAGGAUUAUUUUUUGUGAAAAGGCAUUGUGUAGUUUGCUACUUUCUUGCCAUAUUUGAGCACGUAUGAAUUGGUAGUUGUAGAUGGA
This is a messenger RNA of Humulus lupulus (European hop), 2151 nucleotides long. Its product is annotated as FRIGIDA-like protein 1. The transcript has 3 exons. The record is from RefSeq and is a predicted model, not a curated record. The coding region runs from base 171 to 1802 and encodes 543 amino acids. Lineage: Eukaryota; Viridiplantae; Streptophyta; Magnoliopsida; Rosales; Cannabaceae.